GUUGGAGGUCAAACUCCGACAAAACCUUGGUCAUUGAUGAUACGGGGUUGGUAGGCAUUGCCGCCUUGUUAGUCUACAUAGAGAGUUAACGUCUUUUCAUCUGGAUUUCUUUUAUCACUCUGACAUUGGGCUACUGAGCGCGUUGUAAGGAUCGAACUGCCAAAAUGGGUAAUUCCUUCUUUGCUGGACACAGGCAUGCCCAUCCUUAAGAACCUCCCCACUCGUCUGAAGCCAGGCAGGCUGAGCGCUGAGGCUGAGCUGGGCAGCACAUGUGGUGAGGUCAUUCUGCACAACAUGAGCCUGGACGCCAACCCUUUUGCGGAGCAGGCAUCUGAGCAGGGCUGGCAACAGGGUCGCCAUGACUCCCUCCUGGAGGGUGGGGUGCCCCACGACCGCAACCCUUUUGAUGAUGAGGAGGAUGAGAAUGAAGCCAACGAGGUGCGGCGUGGAGGAUCAGCGAAGAGCUCUCUUAAGGGAACACUGGAUCGUAUCCGUGGAGUGUCUCCACUCAAGACCCUGGGCAGACUAGGGAAGGGCCUACGUAUGUCGGGCAGGUCCAAAGGCAGCGCCACUCCCUCCCCUCAGGGCUCUCUUGGAAACCCCUCCCCAGCGGAGAGAAAGAAGAAGGGCCGCAGGAGCUCAGAGGGCAGCCUGCUACGCAUUGCUGGGAGAUGUCGAGAGAGUCUGCGCAAAGAGAGCCUGCCCACUACAGACCUCUGCUCAGACAGUGAUGACCAGAGCAACAAGCGCCUCUCAUUCCUGAAGCUGGUUGGUCGGAAGCACAAGAGGGAGUCAGGAAUGGACCAGUCGUCUUCCCAGGGACCUGAGGAGGAGCCUGUGCAGGAGGUCCCCAAGGUGAAAGCCAGGGAGCCCUUGUCAGUACUGGAGAUUCUGCAGCUGGUGACUAAGAGAGACCUGUUUCUAGCUGACACACACAUCCUAGAGCUGGAGCAGGAAUGUGCAGAUCUGGCUGCAGCCACUGUUGUUUCCCAGUCAGCAGUGGGCACCGUGCCAGAAGACAUGACCUCUCCUGGGACCAAGGACAGUGGGAGGCGCAAGGCUAAGGAUGUGGAGCUCCUGUAUGAGGCACUGAAAAAGGAGAUGUGGGAAGUUGUCCGGCAGGCCCUGCAUUCCCCCACGGCUGGGCCCAAUCUGGGGCUGGUGGUGCAGGUGCUUCAGCAGGAGGAGCAGGCCGACAGCACCUGGGCCAGUGGGGAGACGGCUGCUGCCGGAGGGGCACGGCCGCGGCAGCUGAAGCACCAGUGGAGGGAGGCUGUGGCCGAGGCAGCUGAUGGGUGUCUGCCUCAGGCAGCGGUGGUGCAGUUGGGGGAGCUGUGUACCUACCUAGACAAGAUUAAGACCCACAUGUUAGAGGACCUCAAGGCUGCAUGGCUCAAUGUAGUGCCAAUUUACCCCAAGGAGUAUGAUGCAUUCCAGGUCUAUGUGCAGAGCUACCACCAGGCAGUGUCCCAUCGCUUACAAAGCAUUGCGGAUAGCCAGCUACACAUUAAAGACAUCUACUCCCUGCUUGACUGGAUCUACAACAUCUACAGCAGGGACGUCUUAGGAAUAGUCAGCACAAUGACUCCCAUCAACCACUCGAAGCUAGGAGCUCUGUUGCCUUCUGAGGCGACUGACAAACUUGAACUGGACUGCCUGAACUCAGUCAGGGGAAAAGUGACCAAUGAGCUUUCUCAUUUACUGGAUGACGAAGAGAAGUGUUGGAAGGAAUGUUUAAACUCCGAGGACUGCCAGAUCUCCCUGGCUGAUACGGUCACACAGAUGCUGCAGGAAGACCUGGACAGAUCGGCUGCAAUAAGCACAGACCUUGGGGCUCGUGUGUCCCAGUGCAGUCUUAAUGGUUUGGCAGACUUCCUGUAUAGCUUCCAGAGGAAAGUGGAAAUGUUCCUUGAAUCUCUUGUGUGGGAAUUUGGAGAAGAUGAAAAUGGAUACAUUUCUACAACCAUUGCACUGGUCAACUGCUGUCCUUCUUUUAGGGGCUUUGUGCAGCAGUGUCAGCGAUGUGAAUCUGCGGCUAGCGCAGAUUCUGCCCACAGAGCCAACGCCUCCCUGGACAGAGUGGUAAACCUUGGAGUGAGGGUUUUAAGUGACAGACUUUUUGAACAUAUUAGGCCUUUCUUCGACAAACUGGUGAAAAGAAAGUGGCUGAAUAAUCCGAGUAUGUUUGAGCCGAUAGAGACGAUUGUCAAAGAGCACUUCGAAUGCUUCAGCAGGAUGGCCAGCCCACCUUACAAGCUCCUUGUGGGUGAAGUGCACAGGCGAGUGAUGGUAGAGUACCUCCGUGCUCUUAUGCGUGGAAGGAUCAUCUGCACAUCACAAAAGAUGAGGAAGAGGAUGGCAGGUCGACUUCGUGAUGAAGGAAAACACCUUAAAAUGCUCUUCAAAGACCUGGAAUCCCCCUCCUCAUGGCUCGAUAGUGCCAUCCCACACUUAUCAGAGAUCAUCCUGUUAGAAGAUACACCCUCCAUCCAGAUGGAAGUAGGCAUCCUGGUGCGCGAAUUCCCUGAUAUGCGGAAGAAGCAUGUGUCUGCCCUGCUGAACAUUCGUGGGAUGACUCGGCAGCUGGAGAGGCAGGAGAUCCUGAACAUCGUGAAGGACAUGGAGAUGUGUGAGAGCUUAGCUCAGCUCACCCGGGACCACGCCCUCUUCUCAGAGGUGCCCGUUACAUCAGAGGUGCGCUGCCUCAACAUGGCCUUCAGUCGCGUCGCCCUGGCAACAUCUUCAUGCUUCUCAAGCAUUAGGCUGCAGCGCAAGAGGUCGCCUCCUCGCGAGCCACACGAUGACAUGCUGUAAUUCUCAGAGAUGUCACAGUGCCCACUCGGGAGGUUAGAAUUGGAACCUACUAUUGGUGGGAAAUGGAGUGAUUGGGACAGGUGAUUUGUUGUUUGUGUGCAUUAGGCCUUCCUGCCCUAAUAUCUGUAGGCUCUCUGCGUUCACAUUGCUGUAUGGUAAUAAAAGAAGCAAUGCUGGGCCACCAAUUGUUAGUUGGGAGCAAGGAAAUUGUUUUAUUCUGUAUCACUGAGGGGGUGAAUAAUUUAAAUGUGUAAAACCAAUCAAAAGUCUUAAAUAACAAAAUGAAAGCACUCAAAGUCAGUUAUGUCUUGAUGAUUUUGUAGAUGUACAAAAUGAUUCGAGCUUGAUGAAAGGUACUGUGUAGAGACCUAGGAUAUAUGAACAUAGUCAUAUUAUUUCUAGAACUUUUAAUUAAGGAAAUAUAUUUUAAUUGAAAAGAAGUGUAUUUUUUCAACUUCACAUAAUAUACAAUCAUGUAUGAUUGGAUUAAGACAACCUAUUUAUGUGACCAAAUAGAUACUAUUUAUUGUCAGUCUGUUUGAGAUGUGGGACCUGGGAUAUGCAUGGGUUAUUCUGUACAAUGUUCUGUAUGUUUUGCUUGUUUUAAACAGCGACUACCCAGUGAUCUUUCAGUGCACAUUUCAGUGCUCAUUCUCCAUCAAUCAUGAACUAUAAUGCUAAUUCAUUCAUUCAUUCAUUCAUUCAUUGAGUUUUUGAUUUUUGUAAUUCUAUCGCAUAAUUUAAAAGGGAUGACAUAUAGGUAACACUCACUACUGCAGUCAUUCAGAGUCCUUUGGUUUUCAAAACAUAAUGGACCGAGAGUACAUUGUUGCCCUCGUGCCUGUAUUUUCAAAUAAAAAUAAUCAGAAGAAUAAAUACAAACAUAGAAUUAU
Molecule: messenger RNA, 3707 nt
Organism: Clupea harengus (Atlantic herring)
Lineage: Eukaryota; Metazoa; Chordata; Actinopteri; Clupeiformes; Clupeidae
Gene: exoc3l2b
Product: exocyst complex component 3 like 2b
Biological process (GO): exocytosis; exocyst localization
Cellular component (GO): exocyst
Molecular function (GO): SNARE binding
Source: RefSeq, a predicted model, not a curated record